Chelonus insularis is the source of this 5035-nucleotide messenger RNA. It is a transcript of the gene Liprin-alpha, whose product is annotated as PTPRF interacting protein alpha. Gene Ontology annotation, molecular function: protein binding. The record is from RefSeq and is a predicted model, not a curated record. Bases 791 to 4555 code for a protein of 1254 amino acids. Gene Ontology annotation, biological process: synapse organization. The transcript has 22 exons. Lineage: Eukaryota; Metazoa; Arthropoda; Insecta; Hymenoptera; Braconidae. Gene Ontology annotation, cellular component: presynaptic active zone.
CGUCAUAAUAUGCAAGAUGGCUGUCGGUAUUGGAAAUGGAGUAGUGUAGAAGCUGGGCGGUAGUAAUACCUGUAGGUGUGUCAGUUCCGCGGUUUUCCGCGGUUUUUACCGUGAUAACGUGACUGGAGGACUCAAUUUUUUCUUUAUAUCAUUUAGAUUUCACAUAUUCUAUUAUCCUACGUUAUUUUUUAUCAUUUCUAACGCAGUCUAUGGCUUAUUUGUAGCAACCCCUUUACAACAGUAAAUUCAUUGUGCAACUUUUAAAAUUUCUAUCAAUGUGUCUACUUUAUUAGAUGCAUCGUAUACUUUUCUACAUCGAAUAAUUGUGUUGAUUGAAAGAUUUAUAAUUUUUUGUGAGUUUCUCAAUCAUAGUGUUGAGAAGAAACGAAAGAUAGUGAAUUUAAGGGUGCGAUUGUUGUAAGAAUAUUACAAAAAUUAACUCCUUCAUUUUUUUAAGUAAAAAAAAAUCUUAGAAAUUGAUAAACAAAUUUAUUUAUUGUAAAGUGACUUAAACUCUAACAUGGACGAGUGGUUGCAAGACUCGAUAAACUCUGAUGAAAAAAAAUCAUCAAUUAUCACUGUGGAUUCAAUUAUCAAGGAGACACGAAAAGUCAUGAUACUUCAAGAGCCGUCAAGAAAAGAAUGAGAUUAUAUAGAUGGUGAAAUCACUUAAAAGCUGAGCUGAAAAAAUUAUGAAUGAAAUUUAGAUAAUUUGCAAGGUAGUGAAAAUAAUUGAAAGGUGAUUUUUUGUGGUUAUUAGUUUUAUGUGCACAAAAGAGUGCCUGUCAACAUGUGGAAUAUGAUGUGUGAUGUGAUGCCAACCAUAUCAGAGGAUAGUAUAAGUCAGCGAAGUUCUCAAUUUUCUGGAGAAGAUGCUAAUUUCGAGCAGCUUAUGGUGUCCAUGCUCGAUGAGCGAGACAAACUCGUGGACUCUUUACGCGAGAGUCAAGAUCGGCUUCAAGUGGCUGAAACCAGACUUCAAGAAGUUGAGAAAGAAAGAGAUGCAUUAAAUCGUCAACUAAAUGCCAAUUUUCCUCAGGAGCUUUCUCAACUGACUAAAGAAUUGGCAGCUGCUCGUGAAAAUAUUUUAGAAAAAGAAGAGGAAAUUUCAGAAUUGAAAGCAGAGCGAAAUAAUACUCGACUACUACUUGAACACCUAGAAUGUCUGGUAUCACGACAUGAAAGAUCCCUGAGGAUGACGGUAGUGAAGCGACAGGCAGUUGCACAAUCCGGAGUAUCGUCCGAGGUCGAAGUGCUCAAAGCUCUAAAAAGUCUUUUUGAACAUCAUAAAGCUCUCGAUGAAAAGGUUCGAGAACGUUUGAGAGUGUCUUUAGAAAAAAAUACAAAUUUAGAAGAAGAACUUAACCGAACCAAAGAAGAGUUACAGCAGUAUAAAUUAGGCGGAUACCCAUUAAAAUCAUUAGAAGAUAGACCCAAAGAAAAUGGCCAAGUUGAAGAUCAACAAAAUAAGAGUGAGACUGAUCAGGAGACUUGCCAGGAGCUGCAAGAGCCAAAUAAACUUGUUUCUGAAGAGAUAACCGAGGACUCAGGGAGUAGACUGACCAAUGGUGGUUACAAUUCCGCUGACCAGGAUUCUUCCCGCGUUAAAGACUUGCAGGCUACUGUUGAAAAACAGUCCUCCGAAUUAGCUACGUGGCAACGUAGAGUUAGUGAACUUGGUGGACGAGUUGCGGAAUUAGAAGAGACUCUUUCGAAGACACAAAAAGAUCUCUUAAAGAGUCAAGAAACGAAUGUAAAAUUGCAAAGAGAUUUAAGAGAAAAUGUAGCUCAGAAAGAAGAUCAAGAAGAGAGGAUAGCCACACUUGAAAAAAGAUAUCUGAAUGCUCAACGUGAAUCUACAAGUCUUCACGAUUUGAAUGAAAAACUCGAGCAAGAAUUACAACAUAAAGAGGCUCAACUUAAGCUUCAAGAAGAAAAAAUAGCCGCAAUCCAAGAGAAAUUAGAACUUGCAGAACAAAAAUUAGCACAAUAUUCUAAACUUCCAGAAAUGGAGGAGCAACUAAAGCAGAGGAUGGAGGCUCUGACGCAGGUGAGGAGGCCCAACCAGGCACAAGAACGACACGGGAGUGCAGAAGACAGAAUUUCAAGACUGGAAACUCAACUAGAUGAGAAAAAUGCAGAAUUAAUGCGUCUUAAUCAACGACUUAAGAUGAAUGAAGAACAUAACACUCGUCUGAGUGGUACUGUCGAUAAACUUCUAUCUGAAUCUAAUGAGAGACUGCAAGUUCAUCUAAAAGAAAGAAUGCAUGCGUUAGAAGAGAAGAAUGCUUUAACUCAAGAGCUUGAGAAAACGCGAAAAAUUGCGGAGGAUUUGCAGAAUGAAAAAAGCGAAAUUAUGAAAGAGCUGGGCAAGGCGCGUUUAGAAAUUGAUAGUGUCAAGAGACAAAUGUUGCAACAAGAGAUUGCUUUCAAUAUUCAACAGACUGAUGCAUUAACAAGAAGUCUUUCUCCAAAUGCUAUUGAACCGGCAUCUUCAUCAAGAAGUGCCAGUCACAGUAGUUUUGACACUCAUUCAUUGCCUAGAAGAGCAGGCAAAAGAGUUAUCGAUGAUGACUCAGCGAAGAGUUAUGUUGCUCGUACAUUAGCAGAACAAGAGUGGGAAAAACUCCAACAAGCUCAUGUACUUGCAAACGUUCAACAAGCUUUUGAUGUAUCGAGUGAUGCUGAAGCUGACGGUGAUAACGAAAGUAUCUUCAGUUCUGCUGCGGAUGUUAUCAGUCCAGCUGGACAUACAGAUGCUCAAACACUUGCAAUGAUGCUGCAAGAACAGCUGGAUGCUAUUAAUAUUGAAAUACGGCUUAUUCAAAAAGAAAAAGAAAAUACUGAAGCUCGUGCUGAGGAAUUGGAGUCACGAGUAGGCAGUUUAGAGCAUGUGAAUUUAUUGACGAGAGGUCGUAGCCUUGAACGAGCGUCACCACCGUUAAGUGGUCGAUCAACACCCAAAUCUCAUCACAGCCCUAACAGAGAUUAUCUUCAUAAAUAUCAUACCGCCCCAGCCUCAAUGUCACCUGCGCAUCUUCAUCAAUAUGCAUCUUCAUUGGCUAGUCCAGGACAACUGUCUGAAUCUUUACCGGCCAGCCAGUUGCAGUUGUCGGGUGAGGAAUUACAUUCAGUUAGCGAACGAGAUGGUAGUGGUGGCGGAAGCAGUGCACUGAGUAUGAAUGAGGCUGUUUCUCCAUUAACUGCAAGGUCUUUAAAAUUAGAGCGAGUCGUCCAGGCUUUAGCUCAUAGUCAGGAAGAAUUACGGAGGCGCACAGUACAUUCAGGGUUUCCAUCUGCAGCUUACUCUGUUCAAAGGCAUGGGCAUCAUAACAACGGCACACUGAAUUGUGGGACUCCACCUUCACCAUUAUCUUCACGCCACAGUAGCCAGGACAGUUUGCACAAAAACAACAUGAGCGGUAUGGGAUUACCAAUUGGUCAAUUAUCAAGCUCACAUUUGCCAAUGCAAUCCACUAUGAGUCCAGCUACUGCUGCUGCUGUUGCUGCUGCUCAAAAGAAAAAGGGAAUAAAAAGCAGUUUAGGAAGAUUCUUCAGUAAAAAAGAAAAGAUCAAGACAAAAGAUAGUUCGAUGUCAGGCGAUUUAUCAGGAUUUGGAGGAGCAAGUACUCCAGCAGAUCCUGAUUAUGGAGACAAUGUCUCUGUGAUAGGAACAAUGGGAAAGACUGAAUUCGAUCGUAGGAAAAAGAAGAGUAUGCUUGAUUCAUCGAGACAUGAACUAUUGGCUGAAGCAAUGAAAGCUGGAACACCUUUUGCACUUUGGAAUGGACCAACGAUCGUAGCGUGGCUAGAGCUUUGGGUAGGAAUGCCGGCUUGGUAUGUGGCUGCUUGUCGAGCAAAUGUUAAGAGUGGUGCUAUUAUGAGUGCUCUUAGUGAUACUGAAAUCCAGCGUGAAAUUGGAAUUAGCAAUCCUUUACAUCGAUUGAAGUUACGCCUAGCUAUUCAAGAAAUGGUUUCUUUAACAAGUCCAUCUGCGCCAAAAACAUCUCGUACGACUUUAGCAUUUGGUGAUAUGAAUCAUGAGUGGAUUGGAAAUGUUUGGUUACCAAGUCUUGGAUUGCCUCAAUACCGAUCAACCUUCAUGGAGUGCCUUGUUGAUGCACGAAUGCUUGAUCAUCUGACGAAAAAAGACUUACGUGGACAGCUAAGAAUGGUUGAUAGCUUCCACAGAACAAGUCUUCAAUAUGGAAUUUCAUGUUUGAAACGAUUAAAUUAUGAUAGACAACAACUUGAAGAAAGAAGAAGAAUGGCAGAGAGUGCAAAUGUAGAUGUUAUAGUUUGGAGUAAUGAUCGUGUCAUAAGAUGGGUACAAUCAAUUGGUCUCAAGGAAUAUGGGAACAAUCUUUUAGAAUCUGGGGUUCAUGGUGCGCUGAUUGCUCUGGAUGAUAGUUUUGAUGCAAAUUCUUUUGCAUUAGCUCUUCAAAUACCAACACAAAACACUCAGGCAAGACAAUUACUGGAAAUGGAAUUUUCCAAUUUAUUAACUGUUGGGACGGAGAGACAUCCAGAAGAAUCGAAUAAUAUAAAAUCUUGAUCAAAUUUGCCCAAUAAAACUUUACCAUUUCGUCAACCCCAUCAUGUCUAGUCUGAUACCCCAGAUAAUAAACAAAAAAUAAAGAAUAAAAGACAAAAAAAUAUACUAUUUGUGCGCAACAAUGUUGUAACAGUUAAGAGCUUUAAGUAUCACAUGUAAGGAUUUUUCGAUUAAUCAUUUCACCGUUUUAUAUCAAUUUAUUUAAAGCCUCGUUAAGGCUUUAAACUAAAUAAACAUCUCCAUUAUUGAAUAAUGUAUAAGUAAAUAAUUAAUUAACUAAAUAAAAAAUUAGGUAGCUUUGAAAAAAACUCGGUGAAAUGAAAAUUCGAAUUAAAAAUAUGAAAACGCCGCCGAAUAGAUACUGAAAUGUACACAAGUCAUUCCUUGAAGACAGAAGUAAUAGAUUAUUGUAUAGAUUUUUGAGAGAUAAAGAUUGAUAAAUGAAAAAAUAGCAGAAAUGAAUGAAAAAAAAAAAGAAAA